Messenger RNA from Hemiscyllium ocellatum (epaulette shark), 4369 nucleotides. RefSeq names its product ras-related protein Rab-37-like. NCBI's taxonomy places the organism in Eukaryota, Metazoa, Chordata, Chondrichthyes, Orectolobiformes, Hemiscylliidae. Gene Ontology annotation, cellular component: Golgi apparatus; endosome. The record is from RefSeq and is a predicted model, not a curated record. Gene Ontology annotation, molecular function: GTP binding; GTPase activity. Bases 217 to 1062 code for a protein of 281 amino acids. The transcript is spliced from 10 exons.
CAGCGCAACAGAAAGCAGCAGCUGGGGGGAACUGGCCGUGGUGCUGAAGCGCUCCCCGCAGAGGCUGCCCAUUGUGCUUGAACGACAGAGGGGCGGAACGCGGAGAGCGUUGGCACAGAGCUGUCCCUGAGCCUGAAGGUGUCUUGUCAACGGCAGCCGGGAGCUGUUUUCACUUCCUACUCCGUCAGCUCAGCUGCUUCGGAAGAAGAAGAGCCGAUGGAACCUGGGUUCGAUUUGCAGUCUGGCCGUGACGGAGAGCUCUAUUGCCAAGAUAGUGCUUAUGGAUCAUCUGUUUUAGACACAGACACGGAAGAGGGUCACACGCCUUCCUCCAACAAUAUCAUCUACUACAAUGAAGAACUGCUGCAUAAGACUAUCCUGGUCGGUGACAGUGGAGUUGGAAAGACAUCAUUAUUGGUACAGUUUGAUCAAGGGAAGUUCAUUCCAGGAUCAUUCUCUGCUACAGUGGGAAUUGGAUUCACAGUCAUGUUAAUUGGAGACUCUGGCGUGGGCAAGACUUGCUUCCUGGUCCAGUUCAAAGAUCAUGCUUUUUUAGCGGGAAACUUCAUCGCCACAGUUGGAAUAGACUUCAGGAAUAAGGUGGUGGUUGUGGAUGGGGUCAAAGUCAAGCUACAGAUCUGGGACACAGCUGGGCAAGAGAGGUUUCGCAGUGUCACUCAUGCUUACUACAGAGACGCUCAAGCACUGCUGCUGCUGUAUGAUAUCACGAGCAAGUCAUCGUUUGACAACAUCAGGGCCUGGUUAACCGAGGUACACGAAUAUGCACAACAGGAUGUGGUCAUCAUGUUGCUAGGUAACAAGGCUGACAUAACCAGUGAGAGAGCUAUCAAGAGAGAAGAAGGCGAGAAAUUGGCCAGGGAAUAUGGAGUUCCUUUCAUAGAGACCAGUGCCAAAACUGGUAUCAAUGUUGAGCUGGCAUUUCUGGCUGUGGCUAAGGAGCUGAAACACAGAUCUGUCAAUCAACCCAACGAACCCAAAUUCCGAAUCGAUGAGUACAUCGAAUCUCAGCGGGAAAAAUCCAGCUGUUGUGGCUUUGAAUAAGGAGCUGUUCUGAUUGGAGGACUCAGGGCUCAGAGUAGCAAUCGGCUUAAUUGAUUGGCUCUGAAAGAUUAGUGAAACAUGCACUAUUUGUAUAUUGGAAAUCAUGCUCAGCAGUGUAUUCAUCCUGUAGCCAUCCUGUGCAAACCCCGUAUCCAUCUUAUACCUGUACCCAUCCUUUCCCAGCUUGUACCUGUUGGUAGUACUUAGUACCCUUCUGUAACCAUCGUAUACCCAUCUUUACCUGUCAUGUAACCAUCCUAUACCCAUCCUUUACCUGUCCUGUAAUCAUCCGAUACCCGUCCUUUACCUGUCCUGUAACCAUCAUAUACCCAUCUUUACCUGUCCGGUAACCAUCCUAUACCCAUCCUUUACCUGUCCUGUAACCAUCCUAUACCCAUCCUCUACCCGUCCUUUACCUGUCCUGUAACCAUCCUAUACCUGUCCUGUAACCAUUCUAUACCCAUCCUAUACCUGACCUGUAAUCAUCCUAUCCCCAUCCUUUACCUGUCCUGUAACCAUCCUAUACCUGUCCUGUAACCAUCCUAUACUCAUCCUGUGCAAACCCAUAUCCAUCUUAUAUCCACCCUGUACCCAUCCUUUCCCAGCCUGUACCUGUCAGUAGUGCAUAGUACCUUCUGUAACCAUCUUGUACCUGACUCAUAUCUAUCCCUCCAACCUGCAUUUGUGCCCCAUCCUGCAUCUAUCCAUGCCUACUUCAUAUUGGUCCUGUUUUACAAGUCUAAAUUAUCUGUACCCAUCCUAUACCAGUCCCACCCUGUGCCCAUACCUAUCCAAUACUCUUUUCCAUCCUGUAGACAUCACACUCUUUGAUGACCAUUCCUGCCCCAUAAUUAUAUCUAUACCAUUCCUCUACGACAUUCCAUACCCAAAUCCUAUAUUUAUCCCUGGUUGAUAUGCUUUCUGUGCCUGUCCAUUCUGUACCUGUACCAUGUGAUGUGACAUCCACAACACAAAACAGUUUCUCUGUUAGUGGGACAUCUGCAACUCCCCUGGGAUUCUAAGAGACUCUGAAUCCAGCAAACUCUCUAGCAUGCUGAUUGGACAGCUUGCUGGAGAUAAGCAGGAUCCACAGGUUGUCCUGCAAUGGAAAUUGUUAUGACAGACUUCUCUUGAAUGGUUCUUGGUAUUUUAUCCCCUUCUGAUAUCACCUCAAUUCAGGUAAGCAGUUGGAUGCAGCUCAUACCUCUUGUCUGCACAGUUACCAGCUCUGUUAUAGGCAAAAUACUGACCAUGAUGUCUCAAAACCAGGCCCUAUUACUCUACCAGCUCCCUUAACCUACCACCUCCUAGCCUCACCACUUCCACAUUAACCCACCUACUGUGCUCCCAAGGAGCCCACUACAUGGAGCCUAAGGGCACUUGGAACAGACCAGCAGGUACUUCCAUGGGUAUCAGGUGCCCUGUCACUGACCCUGCAGGUCUGAGGGGGAGGUUGCUGUCAGCUCAAAGUCCUAUCCAGUCCCUGGCUUUACUCAGCUCUCUCUCCAAACCCUCGCCUGACUGCUCCUCUGACCCAUUACCUUCCUCUAGAGUUGUUUAUAACUGAAGCCUUGGAGUUUCACCAAAUUAUUGGGGGAAGGACCCUUACCGCAUGAACUGGAUGGUCCAGCUGGAGAGAUCCAAGGAUGAUAGUUUGCACUCCAUACUUGACAAUGCCCCUCACGAUGGAUCUCCAGUCUCGAGAGGAAAGCAGUGUGGAUUGAUUGGCAUCAAGGGAUAGAAAAUAUUAGUAUUUGGGGAGAUGAUAAGCCAUAAUCUAAUUAAAAGGUACAGCAAGCUGGAAGGACUGAACGGCCUACGCCUGAUCCUUCCUGUGUUCAUGUUCAUCUGAAUGAUACUGGGUCUCAAAUAGUUACAUUAUGUCUGCUUUGGACUAGCCAUAUAAUCCCCUGAAUGCGGCAGACAGAAUUAUCAGUGACCUUAUCAAGAUGUUUAAAAAAUUAAAACAAUAAAUGGAGAGAAAGUGUUUCUUCUUUCUUGGGGUGAUUCCAGAACAAGGGAGGACAAUCUUCAGAUUUGAGUCAGCUUGGUCAGGGAUGAUGGCAGGAAGCAUUCCUUCACACAGAGGGGAGGUGGAAAUUUGAAACCCACUCUCCCAAAACGCUGUGGAGGCUGGAGACAGGGGCAGGGCUCAACCGAAAACUUCAAACUGGGAAUGAUUUUUGUGAGGCAAGGUCAAAGUGGCAUUAAGCUUUAGAUCAGCCAUCACAGACUUGAGGGGCUGAAUGGAUUCCUUCUGUUCCACACAGCCUGAAAGUCCAGUCUUCACUUGCUGCCCACUUCUCCUUCCUCACAGACACAUACAGACAGCACUGGCCACUGGGUACCAAACUGUGUGAAUGUGGAGCAGCUUAAUUCAGAGACUUUCCCCUCUGCCCCUGUUUGUGUGGAAUGUAGACUGAUGUGCACUGACCACAGUACAAUGUAACCCUUCCCAUCUCCAACUCUCUUCCCAACUACCAUUCCAUCCCCAUGUUCAGUGUUAAUGAAAGCUGUGCAGAGACCAUGAUGUACUGUGCAAACCAUGGCCAGCAGACAGUCCAGAUGCCAUCUUUCUGUGCCCUCCUGUUAUGCCAUGUUAUUUUUUUUAAGCAUGAUUUUAAAUACAGUCACAUUUGUUUCCUUCUGGAUGGCGGGGGGAGGUACAGGUCAGCUGAUAGACAUUUUAUACAUAUCUCCAAUUGCAGCUUUUUAAUCUUGAGAUGAAAUUGUACAUAAAAAACAUGUUUGCUUUGUACUGGGUAAUGAGAUUACUGUUCUGAUGUGUUAUUUGUUUUAGUGGAAGUUUUCUCAGUUGUGUAGCUUUUGGAAAACUUAAUUGUGCCUAUGACAGAAAUUGAUGUAUUAAGAGUUUCCAGGCAAGUGUCCUUUGACUUAUUUAUGCCAAAAAUGGAGGUGUCCCUCAUAUGAGCAAUGUUAGCCCAUCCUUGGCAUCUCCCCAGUGUCACAGAAGAGUCCGACUCUAUGACGUGGUUUAUCAGCCUCACUUUACCCUUCCCCCAUCAAUCAUUCUUCUGCUAUUUGAGCCUUCAAUCGUGCCAAACUCACACCUAACUCCUGAUGUCAGGGGUCCGCUAAAGGAGCUUCAUGUCAUUCUGUCACUCCUGUCCUGGUCCACAGCUAAGUUUAAGUUUUGACAGUUCAUCCAUGAAGAAAACUACUUCAAGUGAUCGAGGUCUGGAAACCAGAGAACACAGAUUCAAGGUAUUGACAAAAGACUAAAGAGACAAGAAUUUCUCUUUCAUGCAGUGACUCACAAUGAUCUGGAAUAAACUGUGUAAAAGGA